This is a messenger RNA of Dentiscutata erythropus, 438 nucleotides long. NCBI's taxonomy places the organism in Eukaryota, Fungi, Glomeromycota, Glomeromycetes, Diversisporales, Gigasporaceae. The record is from the annotation of a GenBank genome assembly.
AUGAAUCAGAAAUACUUAAUUGGAUUGCAUGUAUUUUUUUUCCUUAUACUUGCUGAAAAAACUUAUGGAUGCUAUCCUGUUGGAGAUGCCUUAGGUGAAGAUCUCUGCGGUGCUAAGAUUCUAGAUGCUAAUUUAAAAGUUCGGCGUGAUGGUAUUAAUGUAGCACCACAUGCAUUAGGCCACCUUACCAUGCAUGAUGAUACUGGUAACAGUGGGAAAUUUCUAAGAAAUUCAAAAUUCGUUAAUGGCUAUAUUUGUACUUCUGAUGAUCCUUCACAACAAAAGAAUCCCUUCACAUAUUCUGUGCAAUUUGAUUUAAGACACCUACAGGUGGAACUUGGUUUGAUGUUUGGGUUUCAGUGUAUUGGGAUUGUGUUAUUCGUUCAAAGCAAUCUAUAUAUUGUUGGACUGAGUAUAUACACUAUAGAGGUUAUGUAA